CACCGCUGCUCCGUGAUGCCUAAUGAAAGGGCGCGGAUUCUCUAUAAGAAUGCGACACACCACCCUGAGCCGUCCACCAACCUUGGCUUUCACUGCACCCCGGAGGCAGGAGCGCAGACAACAGCAAACAACACCAGAAACUUGGAGGAGGCGUUGAAGGCAGGCCAGGUGACGCCGCUGGACGGCGGCCAAUAUAAGUGUGAAGUGUGUAACAAGAAGUACGUCAGCAAGGCCACUGUCAAGAGUCACCUCACAACCAAGACGCACCUCACCAAGCUGCCAAAGGUGUCAUCUACACAGACAGCCUCUCAAGCCACCGAACGUAAGAUUCAACUCAACUCGGCACCCCAGCAGGAUGUGGGUGAAUCUUCCCAUAAUAGCUUUGAUGCCGCUGUGAAAGCAGGCCACGUGACACCGCAGGCCGAGGGGCGCUACAGGUGCAAUGUGUGCAACAAAGACUACGCCAGCAAGGCCAGCGUCAGAAAUCACCUCACCACCAAAAUACACCUCACCCGGUUAAUCCCUGCCACUCCUGCCUCUCCCAGUACAGCUCGUCACUUGUCUUCAGUGCCAUCCAACUCUGCUUCUUCUGGUUCUGUUGUCAGACACGAGACGUCCGAGCCUCCGUUAGAAGAGAGUAUCGAAGUUGAAAAAGGCGAAAUGUUCCCAUACUCAUCAGAUCAGAGGGUGAAGGAUAGUGCAAAGCGUAAGUCCCGACAGGAGAGGCUAGCUGCUGCACUCAAGAAGGACCAGGUGACGCCGCUGCCAGAUGGCUCCUACAAGUGUGAAGUAUGCAGCAGAGAGUACGUUAACAAGUCUUCCAUCAAGCAGCAUCUCUUCACCAACAUUCACAGGGAAAAGCUUCAGAAUCCCGACAAGAAGAAGACGAAGAGGAAGCUGAAAACAAAGAAGGACGGGAAGCUAGUGUCCAGUAGUGACAAGGACCGCGAUGUGCCGCUAGGAGUCGAUGACCUGCCAUGCCAGGAUACCACUGACGAGACGGACGCUGACGUCAUGGCCAGGUUGCUCCUUAAUAGGCAAAAAAAUACAGUCGAACAUGAAUAUCGCAUGAACCCACAACUCCCGCCGGGGCGAGUUGAUGUAUUCAACUAUAUAUUCUUUCACCACAACACUCGGCAGAGUCUGGAGGAAAGGAAGGGAGCGAAAAUGGACUCCAUCAACAUCCAAAAUACCUUCACCAAAUUCGGUUAUCAAGUCUACAUUCAUGAAAACCUUACUGAGAAGGAGACUUUCAAGGAAUUGGAAAAUAUUAAAAAGAGUUGCAGUCAAGAACCCCCUCAAGCUUUCUUUGUUUUCUUCUUGAGCCACGGGGUACCCAGCAGCAAAGAGUUCAUGGCCGCUGAUGGAAAGCCUUUAAACAUUGAUAGUAUCAAAAACGAGUUUACCAACGACCGGUGUCCAGCGCUGGCCAAGAAACCGAAGAUCUUCUUGACAAACUAUUGCCGGGGAAAUAAUGAGGAGUGGCUGGAGACCGACGGACUGGUGAAAAUUCCCCAAGACAUCGUGACGAUCUACGCCAGCAUGGAUGGCAUUGUAGCUUACCGGCAGACUGACGAGGGAACGACAUUUGUGCUGAGCCUGUGCAGGGUAAUGGAGAGGCUGAGGGAGCGCACCGAGCUGCACCACUUUUACCUCAUGCUGCAAAACGAAAUGAAGAGAAACAGAGCCACAACACCUGUCUGGGAGGAGUUAUGUUUUAAAAAAUUCUAUCUUGAGAUACCAGAGAGAAAGUAACUAAACAGAAAAGAAGAAACAAGGGAAGAUACGAAGAAAUUAAAUCCAGUUAUGUGAAAAUGCAGUAAACAAGAAACAUGAAGGAAGAAAAAUAAAGAAGGAAAUCAAAACAGUAAAAUCAGGAAGUUAAAAGACAGGAAACAAGAGAGAAGAAAACGAAAAGAAACGAAAACAGGAAACGGGAACGAAGAAAUGAAGAAACGGAAAAUAAGAGAAGGGGUGAGAGAGAAGAAAUGGAGAAGAAAACAGGAAGGCCCAGCGGAAGGGGACACAGGGCAACGAGUGCAGGAACACGGAGUGCGAACGGGAGUAGGCAAGCGUCCACACGAACAGGCCAGACGCCCGUCAUCGUAAAUUCAAGAGUAGUUAUCAGAAACUGAAUGUCAAUAAACUAAUGACGCAUAACUGUACUGCAAAUUCAUCUUUUGCAUGGAAUAUACGUCUCUUGGUGAGUCAUCAAAAACAGUGUAUUUAAAGAUAAUUUACAGAGAGAGAGAGAGAGAGAGAGAGAGAGAGAGAGAGAGAGAGAGAGAGAGAGAAACGAUGGUAAACAAGGAAGCUGAACAUCAUAGCAGUAAAUUGAGAUUAACAAGUCUGUGAUAAGUUUUUCAAGUAACUCUUGUUUUAAGGUGUUAUGUUAAAAUUUGGGUAUUAUAUAAUGUAGAAUUUUGAUGAAUAUAAAGUGAUAGUCAUUGACGUGCGGAGGGAAAUUAGUGUUUAUAUUGUACUGUACUGCGAGCAAGAAGUGUUCAAUGCUCAUGGAUUGGUUAUUCAGUUAAAUGGGCAUAGGUAUGAAGAAAUUCUGUGGGACGUUUUUAUUUCCACUAAACUGUAAACAAUUGCGAGUGUUUCCUUGAACCCAGCGACCAGUUAUGGUUAAUAAGGCGUGACACGACAUCGUUCGAUAUUGCGGCACGACACACUCAUUUCGUCAACUUUGAUACUUUUCUGAUGUCAUUUCAUAGACUAUUAAACACCCAAAGCCAAGCAAUUUUCUCCCAUAUACGUAUUGUCACACGUGACUACUCUACCACGGAACCAGGUGCCUGCCUCUCAACUCGUGGCGCUGCCACGUGUAUAGCUUGAGGCAUACUGGAUACGUGACCUCUAGCAGGCUACCAAGCCGAUAACGAGGGGUGGAGUUCCAUCGAGCUUCAGUCUCCUCCAAGGGUCGCUACAGCUCUGAGGUCGCCUUGGCAUACGCUGGGAGUCUCAUAUACACUCGAGAGCGGUGGUAAGAGUUACACCAGUGUUACACACAUAAACACACACACACACACACACACAAACACAUUUAUAUUUAUUUUCUAUUAUGUAUAUGUAAAGGUGUUUAUUUUUGUAAUUUGUAUCUAUAUGCAUUUACUAACUUGGCUUAAGUUAUUAACUGAACCAGUCUUUUAAGUUACUCAGUCCAGUUCAGAUUGCCACUCCUUGUUACUUACUUUUACUUACUUAAAUAAUCUUCAAUUUUGUAUUGUUACUUAAUUUAAGGGUUAACUUUAAGAUAUUAAAUAGCAGUUAUAAUGUC
Molecule: messenger RNA, 3283 nt
Organism: Scylla paramamosain (green mud crab)
Lineage: Eukaryota; Metazoa; Arthropoda; Malacostraca; Decapoda; Portunidae
Product: zinc finger and BTB domain-containing protein 2-like
Exons: 10
Coding region: 16-1755 (579 amino acids)
Biological process (GO): proteolysis
Molecular function (GO): cysteine-type endopeptidase activity; zinc ion binding; nucleic acid binding
Source: RefSeq, a predicted model, not a curated record